Merops nubicus (carmine bee-eater) is the source of this 1422-nucleotide messenger RNA. RefSeq names its product probable global transcription activator SNF2L2. Bases 256 to 1413 code for a protein of 385 amino acids. The transcript is spliced from 11 exons. The record is from RefSeq and is a predicted model, not a curated record. Gene Ontology annotation, molecular function: protein binding; ATP-dependent chromatin remodeler activity; ATP binding. NCBI's taxonomy places the organism in Eukaryota, Metazoa, Chordata, Aves, Coraciiformes, Meropidae. Gene Ontology annotation, biological process: positive regulation of transcription by RNA polymerase II. Gene Ontology annotation, cellular component: nucleus.
CCGUCGCCCAUCGUUCAGCUGCAGCAAAAGCAGAACCGCAUCAGCCCCAUCCAGAAGCCACAAGGACUGGAUCCUGUUGAAAUACUCCAAGAACGUGAAUAUAGGCUUCAGGCUCGAAUUGCUCAUAGAAUCCAGGAACUGGAGAACUUGCCUGGUUCUCUGCCCCCUGAUCUGCGAACCAAAGCUACAGUGGAGUUGAAGGCACUUAGGUUGCUGAAUUUCCAGCGCCAGCUAAGACAAGAGGUGGUAGCGUGUAUGCGUCGUGACACAACGCUGGAGACAGCACUGAACUCCAAAGCCUACAAACGAAGCAAGCGUCAGACUUUGAGAGAGGCCCGUAUGACAGAAAAACUUGAGAAACAGCAGAAGAUAGAGCAGGAGAGGAAGCGCAGGCAGAAGCAUCAGGAAUACCUGAAUAGCAUAUUGCAGCAUGCUAAAGAUUUUAAAGAGUACCACCGCUCAGUUGCUGGGAAGAUUCAGAAACUUUCUAAAGCUGUAGCAACUUGGCACGCCAACACUGAACGUGAGCAGAAAAAAGAAACCGAAAGAAUUGAGAAAGAAAGAAUGAGGAGACUAAUGGCUGAAGAUGAGGAAGGCUACCGUAAGCUGAUUGACCAAAAGAAAGAUAGACGUCUGGCCUACCUAUUGCAGCAGACAGACGAGUAUGUGGCCAACCUGACCAACCUGGUUUGGGAGCAUAAACAGGCACAAGCAGCCAAAGAGAAGAAGAAGAGAAGGAGAAGAAAGAAGAAGGCUGAAGAAAAUGCAGAAGGAAUGGCAUCUAGUCUUGGUCCUGAUGGAGAGCCCAUAGAUGAGAGCAGUCAAAUGAGUGACCUUCCAGUCAAAGUGACUCACACUGAAACAGGCAAAGUUCUUCUUGGACCAGAAGCACCAAAAGCAAGUCAGCUGGAUGCUUGGCUGGAAAUGAACCCUGGCUAUGAAGUUGCUCCCAGGUCAGACAGUGAAGAUGAAAGUGGCUCUGAAUAUGAGGAGGAGGAUGAUGAAGAAGAAUCAAGCAGGUUAGAGGCAGAUGAGAAGAUACUCCUGGAUCCUAACAGUGAGGAAGUUUCUGAGAAAGAUGCAAAACAAAUCAUCGAGACAGCCAAACAAGAUGUCGAUGAUGAAUACAGCAUGCAGUACAGUGCUAGAGGGUCUCAGUCUUACUACACUGUUGCUCACGCUAUCACAGAAAGGGUUGAAAAGCAGUCUUCUCUUCUUAUUAAUGGCACACUAAAACAUUAUCAGCUCCAGGGACUGGAAUGGAUGGUUUCACUCUAUAAUAACAACCUGAAUGGAAUUUUAGCUGAUGAAAUGGGACUAGGGAAGACAAUACAGACUAUUGCACUCAUCACUUACCUGAUGGAGCACAAAAGACUCAAUGGUCCCUAUCUCAUCAUUGUUCCCCUCUCGUAAGUAAAUUAU